CUAACUGUUUUGCAUAGUGAUUAAAGUAAGCACUUAGUAGGCAUUUCUUUCUUGAAGUCAGGACUAUCAAGCGCCUCUCUGUCUCCAAUACUCCCAGUUUUAAGCCAUGGCCUCUUCCGUCACUCUUCGUCAGGCUCUGUCCCCCUCUCCCUUCCUCACAGGAGCUCCCGCCUCCAGCCUCUCAUCCACCAGAGCGUCAGUGAGCAGUGGCGUCUCUCUCUGCUCCCUCCGGUCAACAUCCGCACAGUCUCAGUCUAGGUCGGUCGUAUGCUCUGCCACCGGCACGGAAACCACAGCAACUGCAGCAGCCUCCACUGAAAACUGGGUGCCGGUAAUCCCGAUGGAGGCCCUUCCCAAGGGCGAGAGGCGUCUGAUCAGGCAGGACGGCCAGGAGAUUCUCUUGUUCUGGUACAGGAACGAGAUUUUCGCUGUGGAGAACGUGUCGCCUGCUGAGGGAGCGUACUCGGAGGGGUUUCUGAACGCCAAGUUUACCCAGGACGGUUGCAUCAUCUGCCCCUCCACGGACACUACCUUCGACCUCAAAACAGGCGAGAUUAAGGAGUGGUACCCCAAGAACCCCAUCCUCCGCGCGCUGACCAAGCCGCUGCGGUCGCUCGAGGUGUUCCCCGUGAAGCUGGAGGACUAUCAGGUCUGCAUCAACAUGGGCGGUCGGACCUCCGGUGCCGCGGAGGUGGUGGUUGGAGAGGCGUCAAAAGUCGGCCAAACAGCAACGGACGUCAAUGUUAACGAGACGAAGAUGGUGGUGGAUGAGUCAGCAGGCGGAUUCGGAUUCUCACCACAGAAUGAGUUGCUGAACGGCCGCGCAGCCAUGGCGGGGUUUGUGGGUCUACUGGUGAUUGAGCUCGUCACGGGCAAGGGCUUGCUCAACGCCACUGGGUUCCUUGAUUUCCUCUACAGCUUGGGCCUCAAGGGUCCGUUGGUGUAGGGGGUUGAUAUUCCGAAUAAGUCUGAAAACGUCACUAGACGGGCGUAUUGUGCAUCCAAAGUUAAUUAGCAGCUACACAAUUUUGAGCAUGUGUAUAUUACCUUCCCUUUCAAAGAUGACCUGUCGGGUAGUAGAAAAUGCAUGCAUUCUCAAUUUUUAGGAGACAGCUGAGAAAGCUGGAUGGGUGGAGAAAUCUGUUAGGAAGAUGGAAGAAAUUAUAUUGCAUGGC
This is a messenger RNA of Closterium sp. NIES-67, 1175 nucleotides long. NCBI's taxonomy places the organism in Eukaryota, Viridiplantae, Streptophyta, Zygnematophyceae, Desmidiales, Closteriaceae. The record is from the annotation of a GenBank genome assembly.